CGUAGGAGGAGGAGAGGGCUCGGACAUGGAGAGAAUCAGCACUGGCCCGUUUGAUAGAGAUUGGUCGUUUUUUUUUUAUUUAUAAGCCAAAAAAAAACCUAAAAAAACAAAAACCGAGAGGCCUUAGAAAGAAGACAAAUAACAACAAGAACAAAAAAAAAAACAACAACAACAAGCAAACAACGCUCACCCCCGGCACAAAAAUCAAAGUGGAUCAAAUGGACUGAAUGAAGACUGCCUACAACGCCUAUCGAUGCCUGGCCAAGGAUCUGGACGCUUACGCCAUGAACCCGGAGAUGACAAUGGACAGCAUUGGCAAUCUGCACGGCGGCGGCGGGAUAAGCCAUGAGCAGGAUCUGAUGGGCAGCCCCAGCCCCCACCACAGCCGCGGCGGCGCGGGGGCCUCGUCCUUGCGGAUACACCAGGACCUGGCUUCGGCGUCGUCGCGCCCGAUGGUGUCCGGCAUGGCCACGAUCCUGGACGGCGCGGGCGAGUACCGACCGGAGCUUUCGCUGCCUCUCCAUCACGCCAUGAGCAUGCCGUGCGACACGUCCCCCCCCGGGAUGGGCAUGAGCGGCACCUACACCACGCUGACCCCCUUACAACCGCUACCCCCCAUUUCCACGGUCUCGGACAAGUUCCACCACCCGCACCACCAUCAUCACCACCACCACCACCACCACCAGCGCUUGUCCGGGAACGUGAGCGGCAGCUUCACGCUCAUGCGGGACGAGAGGGCUCUGCCGGCCAUGAACAACCUCUACAGCCCCUAUCAUAAGGACAUGGCCGGGAUGGGGCAGAGCUUGUCCCCGCUGGCCAGCAGCCCGCUGGGCAACGGCUUGGGCUCCAUCCACAACGCCCAGCAGGGCCUGCACAACUACGGCGCGCACGGCCACGACAAGAUGCUGGGCUCCAACUUCGACCCCCACACGGCCAUGCUGGCCAGGGGCGAGCAGCACCUCGCGCGAGGCCUCGGCGGCCCCGGCGCGGCGGGCAUGAUGCCCCACCUGAACGGGAUGCACCACCACGCGGGGCACCCGGGCCACCCUCCAUCGCACGGGCCCGUGUUGGCCUCCAGUCGGGACAGGCCACCCUCCUCCUCCUCGGGCGCGCAGGGCAGCGGCUCGGGCCAGCUGGAAGAGAUCAACACCAAGGAAGUGGCGCAGCGCAUCACGGCCGAGCUCAAGCGCUACAGCAUCCCGCAGGCCAUCUUCGCGCAGAGGGUGCUGUGCCGCUCGCAGGGCACCCUCUCCGACCUGCUGCGCAACCCCAAGCCGUGGAGUAAGCUCAAAUCCGGGAGGGAGACCUUCAGGAGGAUGUGGAAGUGGCUGCAGGAGCCCGAGUUUCAGAGGAUGUCCGCGCUACGGCUGGCAGCAUGCAAAAGAAAAGAGCAAGACUCCAGCAAGGAAAGGAGCAAUACACCAAAGAAAUCCCGCCUGGUUUUUACUGACCUCCAGCGGCGAACGCUACUGGCCAUCUUCAAAGAGAACAAGCGCCCGUCCAAAGAGAUGCAGCUGACCAUUUCACAGCAGCUGGGACUGGAACUGAGCACUGUUAGCAACUUCUUCAUGAACGCCCGCAGACGGAGCCUGGACAAAUGGGUGGACGAGAGCAGUCCCGGAGGAGCCUCGUCCACCUCCAGCACUUGUACCAAAGCCUGAUUCUGGAAAGCAGUGGGUGGGUGGGGGUGGGGGCAGCACAGGGAACGAGCAAAAGGGGGGUUGGGUCGGGAUGGGGCCGAAGAAAGAAGCAGCAGCAGCAGCAGCUUGGGUGAAAGACGUGACGGGUUUAUGCUGGGACGGGGUUUGUGCGCCAGGGAGUGGGUGGGGCCAGUCAAAAAUCACCAAAAAAAUCCUUUUCGGGUGGAGCUGAAGAAGGGAGCGGGGCUGCUUACUGGCCAAUGUAGCAAAAAUAAAUCAUCCAAAGAGUCAUAGGGAGGAGAACAGCCAUCAAUACACUGCCUAUACCCCAGCAUUUGCUUUUGAACAACAAAUUAUUCCACCUUCCCUGUUACAAAUGCACACUGAUGCUGUAUCCAGUGCAGGGUCAGUUUGCAUGCGGUUGUAUGCUGACAUCAUAAUGUGCCCCAAAAAUGGGCAGAAUUUUCAAAAGUGAAUGCCAGAUGGGUCCAGACAUCGUUUACAUGACCAAUUUGAACUCAGACCACAUUCUAUUCCUUUAUGUUCACGCUUUUUGCAGCUGUCCUUUAAGGAGAUGUUUCACAAUCCCAAAGCUUUCAGAUUAACAGAGCAAACACACCAACACACACGCCUGAAUUCAGCAGUAAACCUCAGUCGGAGCGUUAGUAAUCCGAGCUAGCGUGCUCAAAAUAUCCGAACAUCCAAAAAGUCAUCUUCCUGCUGACGGGUGGUCGAUUUUACAGUGUCUGCUAUUGGCAGGGAUGCAAGCACAAAUCUAUCAUAGUUAAGUAAAGGCAACAUUCAGGAAAACACAGACACACGAACAGUAAACUGCUACCACUGCAGUCUUUUCCUCCUCUCAAGAAAUUAAGUGGUCAGCCAAGUAUGUGAGCACAAUUUUGAAGCACAUUUCAUUUGCAAUAGAAAAGGGGCUGGACCAUAGAGAUUGUUCUUCAAUCAUUAGAAAACUCAGGAUGCCAUUUCUAUGAUGCGACUGAAGAACAUCCACUACAGCAGUUUCUCUCUCUCAUCAUAAAGAAACCCCACGAUGGUCAGAUAAGCUAUAAACACAUCCAUCCUACAAUUUCCACCCAAUCAUGACGGAUUAUUUUGAGCCAUUCAUUCAAUAGUACAUCUAUUUAUGACAUUAUAUUUUUCUCAUUAUAUAUACACAGCUAGUUAUGGAGCCAGAUGAAAGUGAACUGGCAUUGGCAAUCAGGGCCUUUAUAAUAGAAUAAAAGAGGACAAUCUCCUAAGCAAUGCCUGUCAGUUUAGCUUUCUCAGAGCUUCUUGGAAAGGAAGAUGAGGUGAGCAGCUCAGUGUGGAGAUGUAAGGCACACCUGUCUGUAGGGAUCAGACAGGUCGGCAGUGCUUUACAUAUAUAUAUAUAUAUAUAUAUAAAAAACACUGAGCUAUCAAUCUCGCUCUCUUUUCUUUUGGUAGGGCAAGAACGAUUAUUUUUUUAUCUCAUUAACGUCACCCCAAGAGAUUUAGCUCUCAUACUAUACAUUCAGCCAAGCCCACCCAGGUCAGCCUCCACCAAGCAGAAUCUUAGGCGAAAGAGCCAGUAUGCAGCCCCCUCCCCGCUACAAAGAAGGCCAAAGGCUUUAAUGGAUAAUUUCAAAAGUGGACACUUAAGACUUUUUCUAUUUAUUGACAAAUCGAAACCAAAGAAACUUUUUCUGCACCUAACUGUUCUACAAACUAAAAAAAACAAACUGUUCUAAAGACGACAAAGAAAAGAAAACGAAAACAAAAAGGAACAGCGACGAACAAACGACGGCGACGAAGAAGAUAAAGACAAGGACGAGCGGAACGAUGAUGAGGAGGAGGACGAAGAGGACUCUGUUCUGUUCUGAUUCGUCGAAGACUGUGGAAAGGGGAAGCAGAACGGGGCUGGAAGGGUUUUUAAAAAAAAAAAAAGAGUGUGGAAGCGCGGAAGCCGCUUUCUAAAGGCCGAAUAAUGUGUCUCUCUCUCAAAACAAAAAAGUUGAAGAUUGUCUUUAACGUGUGCCUAUGCAGUUUUACACCAAAAUGGAAAAAACGAACAACAAGAACCUCAUCAGCUACAAUACCAAAGAUUCCUAACUACACCCUGCAGCAGUUCCCUUGUCCCCCUUCCCUUUGGUUCCUGCCAAAAGCCACAUCCACACGCAUGCACGGUGGAGUGCGUCCAUGCCUGCUACGUGUGUGUGUGGUGGUUUCAAACAGUGUGCCUCUGUCCAAACAUGGGAGCUCUGGAGAUUCAGUCGCUUUAGCCCACCCAGCACAGACUACCUCGCUUCUCCAUUAUCUCACCCUGCCAGUGUGGGGUCUCUGAUAAGCUGCACCCCCCGGCCCAGCACGCAGGGCGUAACUUGGCCAGUAGGCCGACCAAAGAUAAACCACCACAUCCCACUUGAUGAUGCUAUACUUCAGUAUAAACCAUCCACCAGUGCAGGUGGUGUCCAGUGCUUUUACCUCUUACAUUUAGAUUGGCCAGAUACCAAAAACAUUACAUUACAGUUAUAAAACAACAUUAGAACACCUUUAGAUCCCAUUAGUAAACCACCAAAUGCAUUUAGAAUCUGCCGUUGGUCACCUGCUAAACCAUUAGAAUCCUUUUCAUUGUGAUAUCAACCCAUUACAAAAGCCAAAAAACAUCACAAAAACACUGGGAACCAACAGAAACACUUCAGCAGAGUCUUGAUCUGUUCUAGCUUUGGUAGCUUUAAGGUCGUGGCACACUGACCCAGCGUUCCCCAACAAAAGUCAAACUCUUCAUGUUGACAUUUGUUCCAGAAUACGAAUGGACAGGGGAAAAUGUUCUAGAACAUUGUGAGCGGGUGGGGGGGGGGUUCAUUCUAGAACAAUGUGCUUGGGAAGAACAUUCUAGAACAUUGGGUGUGAGGGAGGACAUUUCUGAACACAGAAUGUAAAUAAUAGUGUAGAAUAGUGUGAAUGGGGUGACAGUCUAGAAGAGGAUGAAUGGGGAGAAUGUUCUAGAAUAUUGUGAAUGGGAAAGAACAUUCUAGAACAGUGUGAAUGAGAGGUCAUUCUAGACCAGUAUGGAUGAGGAAACUUGCCAGAACAGUAUUAAUAAGGGAGUGCGUUCUAGAACAGUGUGAAUGGGGGAGAACAUUCUAGAAUGGUGUGAAUCAGAAAGAACAGUCUAGAACAAUGUGAAUGGGCCAUUCUAGACCAGUGUGAAUGGGUCAUUCUAGACCAGUAUGAAUGAAGGAACAUGCUAGAACAGUAUUGGAGAGUGUUCUAGAACAGUGCAAAUGGGGUGACAUUCUAGAGCAGUGUGCUUUGGGGCGGGAGGGGCAUUCUGGAACUGUGUGAAUGGAGAGAACAUUCUAGAACAGUGUGAAUGGGGAAGAAUGUUCUAAAAUACUGUGAUUGAGGAAGAAAAUUUACAACAGCGUGAAUGAGGGAAGAAUAUCUAGAACACUGUGAACGGAGAGCGUCCUAAAACGGUGCGAAUGGUGAUAAUACUGUAGAAUAGUGUGAAACGGGGGGAACUACUGGAACAGUGUUAAUAAGAGAGAAUGUUCUGGAACAUAGUGAAUGUGGGGAACGUUGGAUCUGUGCGCUACAGUUAGCACCACGUUUAGCCGUAAUCUGAUCUCAGAUUAAACCUUUUGUCUAAGCGACUGAGUGUGAGCUCCCAUGUUUGCGAGAGAGCUGUUCAGGGGUCCGGAGGGUCAGGUGAUCCAAGGCACAACCAAGACCAACUCCAUGCUCCAACACGACGUACACGCUCACAGCUGGAAUGUCCGAAAAGCCAACAGUAACAACAAACCUAACCGACGCAGGUUCACCAUUUCCAGAGGAAACUGCUAAAGUAUCGGUCGAAUAGCUUUAUCUAUUAGUUUUCUCUCUUUAAAGCUUCUAGUCCAAAGACGCUCCGCCGAGCGCUGACCUCUUCGUGAGGUCAUGGCGGAGUCCGCUUCCACUUUUCACUUCAGUCAGGUCUUGAGAAACGUAGGCCAACUUUGGGUACGAAAUCCAACCGAAAAUAAGAGCUUUACAUUGCUUGUCUUUAGUACUUACAUUUUGCCGAUGUACAAUAAGUCUUUCCUAGGUUUUCUUUGCAAUAUGUGAUUAUUUAUGUAAUUUAUAUUUGUUAUAAUUGAACUUAAUUUAAAAUUGCCAAAACUCCCCUGAAACCCUUUUCCCUGAUUAGCUUGCCAAAGUUUACAUUUUUUUCAUUUGAGUGUCUGACACUGUUAUUUAUUUAUGACAAAUUGUGCUAGUACACGUGCAUAGAUUUUUUUUUUGUUUGUUUUUCUUUCUUUAAUUGUAAUUAUUUAAUGUUAUUUAAUUAGUUCUAAUUGUUUGGAUUAAUAUUUAUGGCUAUUUGAGAAUGUUAGUGCAUCAAAGAUGCAGUGCUUAUCCUCCCCCUGUUAAUUUAUUAUUAGUUAGCUUUACUUUAAAAAGCAACAAAAGCGUGCGUUUCUAAUUUUACGUAGGCUUAAUGAGAACAUGAAUGUGGUAGCUGCCAGAUCCUUAGUUGGUAUUGACUCGUUGCCAAAUAUUAUUUUUAUUAAUUUAGCCUGUUUGUUUGUUGAUUUUUAUCCGAAUGGAAACAAUCUACUGAUUGAUACUUUCUGAAUGAGCACUGUAUCUUGGCAUCUGUGAUUGAUUAACCGUUCUGUCGAGAGACCUUCUCUUUGCAUCCUGCUCGCCAUGAUGGACAAGCAAUUCAUUUCAGCCUGUUUUGAUUUUUUUUCUUUUUUGAUUUUAUUUCGUUUUGGACACGGAUUGGACAGGGCAACACGUUAAUAGAGAUCAAAGCAGAAUUCACCAAAGAUAAAAAAAAACAACCAAGGACGCUGAGAGGCCGUUUGUUCAUUGCUUCACUCGUAGAAGGAUAACAGAGGAUUCCCUUGAAAAAAGGAAAAAAGAAAAAAGAAAAAAAAAAACUAGCUGCUUCCAAGACUGACUUGUGUGCGUGUAAAAAAGUCUUUCUAUUUCUAUAGUGAGAACCAAAGAGGCUACCUCACUGAAUUUUCCAUUUGUAAUUUUAAUCGUGUUGAUGAAACCAAAGAUACCAAAGAUUUUUUUCUCUAGUACGGUCUGCGCUUGAUCUCAUGCUUUCAUUUUGGUAAAGUCACCCUCUCUAUUCUAAACCCCUCCCUCCAACCCCUCCCCUGACCACACCUUCUCUUAGGUCAGUAAACCAGGUGUUCCAGAAGGUCCCUCGCUGGUCAGAAUGUCAGCGAUACCAAAGCAAAAACUUCUACUUGGUCAGCCACGCCAUCUCAAGCCAUCCCUAUGAGCAUUCUUCUUGUUGAAGGGGAAUUCCACCCAUUGUUUCAGAAUUUCUGGACUAAUAAAUUCAUUUAGAGUGAAUUUGAAUUUAGUGUGAAAUGGUUCAUUGUAGAGACUCAGUGGUGGUGAUAGGAACCAGGGGUCACCAUGACUACAACACAAAUAUAGACAUUUUAUUUACUAUCAAAACCACUAGUUAACUUUUGAGUUUUCUUUUUUUUAUACGUUAUUAAUAAUAAAUCUGAAAAACGUUUUCCUUUGGGACUAUUUCGCUUACAGAACCAUCUGAAUGCAUUUUAAAGAGUGCAUUUCAGACCAGAAUGAUGGCAUCAGUGAAUUCAUAACCAUUUAACGUAAUAACUUUCUGUGAGGGAGCUUUUAGAGGUGGACGUCUGGUUCCUAUCACCACCGCUGUGGACAAUUCUGACUCAUUUAGAGAGUCGUUCUAGAACGAAGCAUUUCACACCUAAACCAUCCAAUUAUGGAGAAUUUUUAAAAGAUUGGUGGAAUUCCCCUUAAAAAUGCUUUAGUAUUUGUUCUGAUUGUAUAAAUAGAGAAAAGUUGGCCUAAAAGUUUCUGUUUCUAAACAAAAACUUGUUGUUUUGUUAUCCAGAGGGUUCUAUCAUUACAUGAUUCUGUAUCUGUGUUUUCUUUACCGAGUGCCAAAGUACAGCCACUGUCACUGUAUGACAGAAGAAUGAGACGGAAAUCCAUCAGGAGUUAUCAUGAGUAGCUAUCAAGUAUCUGUUUCAACACAAUGCAAUAUUAAUGAUCUCCAAAGGAACAAAAGCCACAAACUGCUUAUGGAAAAAAAAAAAAAAAACGUUUGAAAAUCAAAGAUCUCUCAUACCAAGCCAAAGAGACUGGUGAGGAGAACCUUCUGGAAAGCACCUCAGAGGCAUCGCCAGGGUAGUGCUGAUGCUUCUGUUGGUACACUUGCGUUUAAUCAUUCCUUCCCACUGAAAGAAUAAUAAGUGUUGAGAAGCCAGAAAAUGGAAAGAAUCCAUUUAAGAGGGGCAAACGCUGAAUAAUACAGCAUCAACAAUGGCCAUAUUGAUUUUCGUCAGGAAUGGGAUUUAUGAUCUGUAAUAUUUCAACGUGAGCUCCUUCAGGCGCUGAAAAAGUGACACGUUGGAUUCAAACGUGUGUCAUUUCCACAUGAAUAAACAUAAACUUUGUCUUUCAGUUGACGCACUGUUGGCAGUGUUGGUGGAAUAAACAGUGCUGUGCAAAAGUCAGAGACCACACUUCAUUAAUUUGUUUAAUUUUCAGCCAAAACCACUAUUUUGUACAAGUUUAUACAUUUUCAGGAGUUAUUUUUCAGGAGAUUCGAUAUAAGAUGAAGAAGGAGGAAGUCAAAGAUAAAUCAGUGACCUUCAAAAACUGUUGAAAGUGAAAAAUUGUUCAAAGCUACAGAGAAAAUUGGGUUCCUAACAACCACCUGGAAGACCUGGUAGACACCAAAACUGCCCCCAUCAGAUAAACAGCACUUUGUCGCUGUCAAGCAAAAACAUUGUUAUUGUCUUGAGUCCAGACAGGCCAUGAGCUGUUGCCAUAAUUUUCUGGAUUGUUAUCUUGAGAUAAUGAGUUAAUUAUCUUGUGAUCUCAAGAUAGCAACUUUGUUGUCUUGAGAUCACAAGAUACCGUAUCAUUGUCUCAUGACAACAACUUUGUUGUCUCGAGAUAACAAGACAAUGAACUCGUUAUUUCAAGAUAAAAGCUUUGUUAUCUCAAGAUAACAAUCCAGAAAAUUAUAACUAACUAUCUCAUGGCCUCUCUGGACUUCCAUACUUACUGGCUCAGUUUGAAAGCUCCAGUUACACUUUGCCUCAUGUUAAAAUGUCAUGAUGAACAGAGCAACAGAAACAGUCCAGCAUUACUUGGAAAUAAAUCUGGUUGUUUAAACUUCCAUUAGAAGUUAUGAAUGUUCUUUCCUUCUCCUGUAAAGUUACCAUUUUGGAGAAGCUUAAAGCUUUCAUCUCUGAGAGAGAGGAGAAAAUCAAGCUGCUUCAGAUCUGAAAACAUCCACAGGUGUUUCUGUCCAUCCUUCCACUGUGAGAAGACGACUCAGCGCUGUGGGUCUGAAAGGAUGUGUAGCUGUUCAAGAAGAACCUCACUGAGAAAAGGAGACGGACACAUCAAACAAAGAAGCUGAACAAUGGACUGACCACCCCAGAGUCCAGACCUCAACACCACUGAAUGUGUUUGAUUACUUCAGAAAAUGACCAACUUCUAAGACUGAACUUUGGAGGUGUGGAAAAGAAUGCAAGGCAAAGUCUGGACAUGAUAAGUACUGAAUUAAUGUAUUUAGAUAUGAGUAUAUAAUGAAAUGGCCUUUUUGACUGAAAAUAAAUGAAGGGUGGGUCUGACUUUCGCACAGCGCUGCAUUUUAUUCAUGUCGAGAUGACGAUUCUCUUCAUUUCUCCUGUAUUUUGUCUAAACGGGACCCCCGCAGAGAGCGCUUUCGUUGCAAAGUAUGAGAUAACCAUGGGAUGAGUGCCUUGCUUGAACCAAAGCGAAGUUUCGACCUCUCUGUACUUCUUUAUUCCUGCGUAUACCUCAGUGUCCGUCGUACCUGCACACGCGUCCAGCCCGGCGCGGGACCAGGUUUCGUGGUGCUUUGCAAUGCAAUCAUGCAAAGAAUGAAAGGAUUAAAAAAACCAAAAAUGAUACCAAAGGCUUCAAAACUACUCUUUUCUCUUUUCCUCCUCUCUCUUUCUCUCUCUCUCUGUCCUUCACUCAAUGGUCACAUAGCUUUAAACAAUGACAAGAGGGGAAAAAAUAAAAACACACAUAUAUAUAUAUAUAUAUAUAUAGAUAUAUAUAUACGAAAUGGCAUGUCCAGAGCGCAGACCGUGCUUUUCCUUACCAAAAUUUUUCUCAGAUAUACCUCAUAGAUAAUAGUGUUUAGGGUAAUGUUAUUAUAGCGUAUGUAAUAAAUUAUUCACUUGCUCUUCUUUUUUGGUAACUGUGACUUUACGAGACAAACGGAGAAAAAAAAAGCUUUAUACAUUUUAAGUUGUGAUUUUUGUAAUAGUUGAAGAGGUGCGCUUACCAGAAACAAAUGCUUGUCUUAUAAUCUCUUGUUAAUGUGACAAUUUUGUUGUUUUCUUUCAUCUUUUGUGGUACAGAGGGUUUUUUUUUGUUGUUGUUGUUGUUGUUGUUGGUUUUGUUAUCAGCUUUUCUUUCUCCUUCUUUUCGAGGGUGGGCUCAUAUUCUUUGUAAGGAUAUUAUUUUUGGAUUGGUGAUGGUUGCUAGACUGAGCCCGAGGUUUACAGUUUUCAUACUUCUGCCUAGAACGUCACUUCUUUCAUUGUAUUUAGGCUGAUAUUUUUACUCAUUAUCCCUUUUUUUUAUUAUUUCUUUCUGUCCUACUUGUUCUGUGUGAAGGUGUAGCAUAACAGUUAGCAGCUGUCAUUCAAAAGCUGUAGCCCCCGAUUUUAUGCAUGAGUAUAUUUACGGUUAGCUAGCAGUGUAAUGCAUUGUGGUUAAAAGCUUUGAGUUCCAGAAUCCGUCCCAUUUCUCAGUUCUGCAUGUCAGCCUGUUAUGGUUUUCUGAAAAGCUCGGCUCAGUUGUGUAUAUAUUGGCCCAUAUGAUCUUCCGUAUAAUUGGAUUCAGGCUUGGACAUCAUAAAUCAUUAGUUUGACCACUGAGUACUUUGGAAAUGUACCAUAUUUAUCCCCACACUAAUACACAUAGAGCUACUGGAGGCCUGUUUGCAAAAAUUUUAAGUGUAAUUGACUAACAGAGGCACCUAGAUGGCCAGUUUCCUUCCUUUCAACAAACCUUGAAUGCCAAAAGCACACUGCAGUUCAAAAGCUUGGAAUCACUCGCCAAUAUAUGACAAGUGUUAUUUAAUAAUAGCUUAUACAGUGAUUUAAAUGUUAUAAACUGGACACCAAACUGUAAACCAAUGGUUUAUUCACAAUUUGAAGUAUUCUGGGAUCAACAGGAAAAAAGUUUCAUAUCGCUGCUGCGGAAUAAAACCUUCUAUCUCCAUUUUUGUUUUUCUGUUUUUGACAUAAUCUGAAAAUGCCUGUUGCCCUUUACAUUGUGUGUACAUCUGAAGAUGAAUGGACCAAAAGAAACGUCCCAAAAUUACUUGGAAAAAUGUCUGGUUCCAUUGACUUAAGUAUGUUUUUCCUUCUCCUGUAAAGUUACCAUUUUGGAGAUACGAGGUUUUGUUCUGAAAGCAUCAAAAUGCUGUCAAAUAAUAAACUGUAAUUAAUUAUUUACAGUAACAUUUCUUGUCACAAAAUAACUGUAAGUAACUGUUUGAUUAGCAAGAUUUGGCCACUACUUUUAAAAUCAGAGGCAUCUGGAUAUUUAUUUUCUUAUAAAUUCAUUCUCAAUUUUAUACAGCUUUCUCAAACAUUUCUUCAGCAUCAUAUCAGAGUCAUUUUAUACAUGUACCAGCAACAAAAUUGGUUUUACAUGAAUCAAAACAGUGAUUCCAAGCUUUUGAACUAUAGUGUAAACCCAAAAGCCUCAAACACAGCGUCACAGAAUGAACUGUACCUGACAAUCUACUUUUAUUCGAACACUUCAUUCUGCUGAGAAGUACUGCUCUGAGGCAAGAAGUGCCAGCAUCGUUUCCAAAGAGCACCAACAUCUUACAGAACUGCAACCUAAAUGGUCCCUCUUAGACCCUCAGAUUGGACUAUAGGAAACCGAUUAAGCCAAUUAAAUUCGACCACAGUCUCUGUCCCACAUCCAGGCUUUAAUAACUAUGAAGAUUUGAGUACUAAUAGAAAGAUUUAGCUGUUAAAGGACUGUGAGUCGAGUGUGUUCAGGCUGUAGGCAUGAUUAAGGGGGGGUUUCAGGAUUACAGCCACUAUUCCCAAGACUAGAUCAAUAACCUGGACUUAUUAAAAUGUCUUUCCUUUUACAUUUCAGUCAUUUUCCUUUCCUUUUUUUAAAAUUGGUACUACAUUUUUGUUUAUUAGUGAAUUAUCAGAGUAAAUUAAAAAAAAAAAUGGUUGAUCCAAAGACUUCUUGAUCAUGUUCUUCCACAAUGUGUGAACACAAAAUAAAAGACAACUGAACAGUUUCAUUCCAAACUAUUUGUUUGUUUUAUCAAAACAAUGUUUUAUGCUAUCGUUUUUCAACUAUGAAGGCAUAUACAACCUCCAAAUGAUGUAUUAACGAAUACCGACUGUAUUAUUGACCAAAGAUAAAUCCGUCACUAAGACUACAGAUUGUAUUUUUCCUUCUUAUUUUCUUUGAAUUCUUCAUGUUCGAGAACGUUCUGUAUUGGGCUGAAUUAAGGGAAGCAGUUGAUGCAAUUUAACAUCAAAACGUACUGCUGGACAAGCAACUUUUCCAAAUGUACACUGUUAAAUUUGACUGUCUGUAUGUCUGUAUAACUGUGUUUAUCCGCAGCCGCAGUACGAUGACUUUAAUGCCAGGAAGCGCAAACCAUCAGAACGAUCAAUUCAGUGCUGUUAGAACCUGAACACAAGGUUCCACUUCAGACAUAAGCUUCAUAAUGCCAUGUUAGCUACAAGGCUUGUGCCCAAGUAAAGUAUUUAAGCCUCGUUCCCAGGUGAAAGUUUAACAUUUAUAUCGGAAUAUUUACGCAACUGAGGCGAUUUGCAUGUAAUUACGUAGUUUUACGUUUUUUUGAGCGAACAGUGCAUUCUGGGUCUGAUUUCUUUAAGCUCAGUGUAUGAAACUCCUGCCAUCAGGUAGGAUCUCAAAUUCGUAUUCGCGCCUCUCAUCUUCGCAAUAUUAAUAUCUGUGUUUGAGAUAAAAGAAAAAAAAGAAAACAUUACGGUAAUGAAGAAGAAAAAUCAUAUGUAUCAGUGUUACAUGUUCCAACGACCGCAUACACACACACACACACACACAUACAUUUGAGCUUUUGAAUAUUGUUCAGAGUGGUCGAUGUAUUGGGCACUUUAAAACCUUAGCAGAAAAAAAACAAAAUCAACAUCCCAGUCCUCUUCCAGAUGGUUCUGUUUGUGUGUUUGUGUACUGUUUAUCUUUGCUGUUUACCACAUUACGCUCUACCAUUGCUAAGCGCAUUAGUGAUUUGUCUGCAUCAAGCUUCCGACUUUCUUUUCUUUUUUGGGUUUUGUUUUUGUUUUUUGUUUGUUUGUUUUUGGUUAUUCUUCGCCUUUGGUACCUCUUGUUUUUAUUCCCACUAUCAUCAGAUGGUAGUGCUGUAUAUUCUGCUAUUAAUAUCAAAUAAACGGCUUUGAUUCAUUCACAUCAAGCA
Molecule: messenger RNA, 13116 nt
Organism: Colossoma macropomum (tambaqui)
Lineage: Eukaryota; Metazoa; Chordata; Actinopteri; Characiformes; Serrasalmidae
Gene: onecut2
Product: one cut homeobox 2
Exons: 2
Coding region: 228-1661 (477 amino acids)
Biological process (GO): regulation of transcription by RNA polymerase II
Cellular component (GO): nucleus
Molecular function (GO): RNA polymerase II cis-regulatory region sequence-specific DNA binding; DNA-binding transcription factor activity, RNA polymerase II-specific
Source: RefSeq, a predicted model, not a curated record